This is a messenger RNA of Vigna umbellata (rice bean), 757 nucleotides long. Lineage: Eukaryota; Viridiplantae; Streptophyta; Magnoliopsida; Fabales; Fabaceae. The record is from RefSeq and is a predicted model, not a curated record.
UGUUCUUGCCUCGACUCUGUGAAAUCCCACCUCAAUUCCAGACCACAUUUCUAUCUCAAAAAGCAAGACAAUUCCAGGUUCCACCACAAUCCCUAUUCUCAGUUCAAUAUACAAAAAUCUGAGCUGAACCUCAAUGAGGUAUGGAGAGAAACGUUUGCAGGGACUGAAAAUAAUAAUUUUGCACUGAUUGUUCAUAGUGUAUUCUCCUCAUGAGAACAUGAGAAGCAUGGCAGCGACAUGAGAAUAUGAGAAGCAUGGCAACGACGAUUUUGGGCAGACGAAUUGGCACAGUGUUAAAGGAAGAGCUGAGAAGUAAGGGAGAAUGGUGCGAUUCUUUUAUGGCUGCCGCUUUUCGUGCUAUCGCAGAAAGAAUCCCGUUGGCGAAUCUCGUCGUCGAAGUUAGAGACGCAAGGAUUCCCUUGUCCUCCGAAUGCGAGAUACUCAGAAACUACCCACUUCCCCAGAAACAAAUCAUAGCGCUCAAUAAAAUGGAUCUUGCGGGUGCAUCGAAUGUGAAGGCAUGGGUGGAAUAUUUUAGCGAAAGGAAUUGCAUAUCUUGUGGAGUCAAUGCUCAUAACAAGGAGGACAUCAGACAGUUAGCUUCUAAGCCUUAUACAAUGCCAAGUGAGAGAACUCAAGAGAGAUGAUCAAUGUGACAAUAAUUAUACCGCUACAGUAAUGUUAAUUGGGAUUCCAAAUGUUGGUAAGUCGGCAAUUACCAAUGCUUUGCAUCAAGUGGGGAGAAUCAAUGCAGCAG